Musa acuminata subsp. malaccensis (wild Malaysian banana) is the source of this 6237-nucleotide messenger RNA. RefSeq names its product cysteine-tryptophan domain-containing zinc finger protein 7. The record is from RefSeq and is a predicted model, not a curated record. Lineage: Eukaryota; Viridiplantae; Streptophyta; Magnoliopsida; Zingiberales; Musaceae. Gene Ontology annotation, molecular function: zinc ion binding.
GGGGAUGGGAGGAAGGGGCUAGGGUUCGGGGGAGGGGGGAUGGAGGGGGAGAACGAGCUCGAGGAAGGUGAGGCGUACUCCGGCCAGGAGGACGACUCCUGCAUCGACCCCGACGCUCUCUCCUACAUCGAUGAAAAGAUCCAGAACGUACUGGGUCAUUUUCAGAAAGAUUUUGAAGCUGGGGUUUCUGCUGAGAAUUUGGGCGCAAAAUUUGGAGGAUAUGGUUCGUUCUUACCUGCAUAUCAGCGUUCUCCUUCUAUUUUGUGUCAAACUAAAAGUCCACAAAAAGUUCCAAACCAAAAUGUCACAAAAUCUCCCUACAAUCCGUCAGUCGAGGUUACAUACCAGAACCCUUCAGUUAUGAUGAGUUCAUCUUUUCCCAAAAAUAACACUGUUGCUGUGCCACCAUCUGAUGAGUCAUGCAAAAGGGACAUGUCUAUCAAUAAACCAAACAUUCAGGAGCCCACAUCCCAGCACGGCUUUAAGAAAACAGUUAGUGGCACCGACCACAAAACACUAAAAGUUCGCAUCAAAGUGGGUCCUGAUAACGACUUGGCUAGAAUCUAUAGUGGCCUAGGACUUGAUAUUUCUCCAUCUUCAUCAUCCGAGGACAGUCCUAGUAGGAGUGGAGGGAUUUCUCCUGAAUUUCAAGUUAUGCCUGAUGAAUCUCCCAAGACUAUUAUCCAGGUCAUGACAUGUUUGAUGGUUCCUGGAGGUUUUUUACUCUCACCUCUUCAAGAUAGUCUAUUUCAGUUGACGGAAGAAGACAGUUCUUUUAUUAAACAAUGCCAGGGGGGAAAGUCCUACCAUGAACUACCUCAAACGAGUACAGGGUCUGCAGACUUUACUUUACAUUUAGCAGAAGUAAAAUGUCAGAUGGAGAAUCAUAGCAAGUCUACCAAGCAGAAAGCAAAGCCAAGGGAAAUAAAGAGUUCAGAAGGCAAAGCUGAUUUGACUACGAGUUGGGAAAUUGACACUGAAACCCAAGUAAGACAAGAACUUGCUUCUAAUUCAUUGAAUAUGUCAUCGUCCUCCUUCUCGAAGAAUGCUGGCAAAAAAAGGGAAAAACAAAUAGUUGGAAGUCUAACAAAGAAUGACACUAAUAUGUCAGAUCACUCGAGGGAAACAAAGAAGGCCUCAUUGAAGGACGGAUCAACUUUUCCUGGUUUGAUGAAUGAUAAACAUUUUGAAUUAUUUGAAAGUACAACAAAUAAUGCGGCUGGCAAUUCAGGGAAUGAAGUGAUGCUUUCAAAUGAGCAACAUAAUUCAAAAGCAAGCAUGUUACAGAAGGCUUUUGAAGAACAAAGUACGAAUAAUCAUAAGGAUGAGAAAUCUAAUUUGCAGAGUGAAGGCAGAAGCAAAGUUGAGAAAUAUUUUGUUAUGACAAAUACCCACUCGAGUGGAAGUAAAAGGAAGAAUGAGCAAAUAACUGAACCUGAUGAUCAUGUUAAACCAAGUUCUCCUCCAUACAAAGAGAAGACACUACAACGAAAGGACCAAAUAUCUGAUGGUAAAAAGAAAGUGAAGUUAAGUCAAGCUAAUUCUGAAUCAUUUGGGAACUAUUUGAAGGACAGUAUAAGUGGUAAUUCAUCUGCAAUGCCAAAGGAAAAGAAGAAAACUUCUCAUGCAAAAGUAGGCCAUGCUGAUAAGAAGUCUAAAGUUCUAAAUUCACGUACAGAUUCGAGUGGGGCUGGCAUUAGAGAAUCCAGUGGAUAUGUAAACUGGGAUGCCAAAACUGAACUGUUGGAGAACGGAGUUGGUUCACUGGAUUUUCGUUCAAAGGGUAAGCAGAAGGCCAUAAAAGCUAAGCACGAGAAGGAGCCCAUAAUGUCUACUCAUAUUUUUAAUGAAAAGCCAAUUGAUAGAAACGCCGAGAAAACUCAGAUCCCAGGAGCAUCGGUUAGCGAGAAAACUCAGAUCCCAGGAGCAUUUGUUAGUGGACAAAUACUUGCUCCGUCGUCAACGUACAAUGCCCCAGCUAUGGGUGCAACUGUUGCCCCUCAACCUCCUGUUUUUAUCAACGAGCAUUGGGUAUGUUGUGAUAUAUGUCAAAAAUGGCGCCUUUUGCCAUAUGGGACUGAUCCUGAUCAUCUUCCCAAGAAAUGGCAGUGCAGUUUGCUCAAUUGGUUGCCUAGGAUGAAUAGUUGUGACAUCAGUGAAGAGGAGACAACAAAUGCUCUACGUGCAUUAUAUCUUGUCCCUGCCCCAGAAAAUAGUGCUAGCUUAAAUGUCCAUCAUGAUGUCGUUUCUACUAAUGUGUCUUGGGCCAGCGGAGUGCAUCUUGGUCAGAAUCUUGAACCUGGUUUUCCAAAUGUGCCUACUGUUGCUAAGAAGAAAAGUGGACUAAAGUGUGAUUUAGAUUUACCACAUUCAACUUCUAGUCAGUUUUCAAAUUCUGUGAAAAAGGAUCAACACACGUCUGUUAAAUUUAGAAGUUCAAAUGAUGCAAAUCAGUAUCCUCCUUUUGAAUUGAACUCAUCAAACAAAGGUGUCCCUGGUGAUGCAAGCAGAUCAUCUGACUUCAAUGCAGAGAAGCAGAAGCCAAAGCAAAAAGAUAAGCAUAAAAAACGUGGUUCCUACUCAGAUGGAGGUGAUCAUAGUGGAAAAAUUGAAAAACAUUCAAAAUCAAAAAGCAAGAGAGAAGUUGAUCAAGAUGAUCUUAGAGCACCUAAGAAACCUAAGAAAGAAAGCUUGCAAUAUCCUAGCAAAGAUUGUUCUGAGCAUGAUGUAGGUGAUAAGGUUUUUGUGGAAACUGAUAUUGGUGGUAGUUCAAAUAAGGUAAUUGCUAAUAAUGAGCCUAGGUGGAAUAGUUUUCCUUUGUCCAAAGGCUCAAAAUGUGAUUUGAAUGGCAAUUACUCAUCAUCUAAGAAGUUAGGGGAUGAAGUUCAAUCCAUCACAAAUGGGGAAAGUAAGCAACAUUUUGUAGCCUCAGAUGUAGAUAAGUUAAGUAUUAUGGACAUUUCCACUAAGAAGAAAAAAGGGAAGGAGCGGCAAGGAAGUCAGCAUGGUGAGGAGGUUCAUGUGACUACCAAGCAUGUGUUAGAAAAUGAGGUUAUUGUUCAACGAGCUCCUGGUCCUGCAGAGCCUGUAAGGGACAAGAAGGCUGAGCUAACAAUGUCUGUAGGAAAGGGAUCUAAAACAACUAAGCUAAAUGACAGGAUGGAUACGAAAGGUAACAUGACCAAAAUGAUUCUGCCUGCCAGUGGAGAGCAUCUAACGUCUGGAAUGGAUAAUGAGGUCCCAUAUGUGGUGGAAAAAAAGCAUCGAUCCAGUCAGAGCGAAGGGAACAUAGCAUCUCAAAGGGCUCUGGACUUUGAUUCCUCGAAGAGAGAUGUCAUGUUUACACAGCCUCCAGUAGCUGAGGCUGCUAACUCAAGUUCUUCAAAGGUUUCAGGCUCCCGCAAAAGUAGAUCCAAUCUUCAGGAAACAAAGGGUUCUCCCGUUGAGUCAGUUUCUUCAUCACCUUUGAGGAUUCCUAGUUUUGAAAAAUUAUCACACAAAAGCAUCUUGGAGCAAAGGAAUGGUGCCACCAAUUCUGGUUUUCCUGCUUUGGGGAAACCCAGAAUAUGUUCGGAUAGUGAAUUUGAUGGUGGAAGUGGCCGUUCUGUAAAGGGUAAGAAACCCUUUUCUGUUCAACAACAAUCUUUAGAAACUCAUAAAGCAGCAAAUUCUGGAAUUCUAGAUUCUUUGGAGGGAACAUCUGACUACCUCAGAAAGGAAAGAAAUAAAUCAUCUGAUGGCAAAUCUGAAGAAAGGUUGCAUGUGAAACUGAGUGCUCAGAAUGAUUCUUCACCUGCUGAGCUUGGAAAACAUUCAUACAGGGAUGAUAUCCAAGACAUGGGUAAAGUGAACGGCCACCAACUAGUGAAUGACUCUAGUCAGCGAAAGUCUGGUAAGAAUUCUUCAGGAUUCAAAGAGAAACAUAGAGGUUCUAAGUCUGUUUUGGAUAAGAGUAGGCUUAAGGUUUCUGGUUCCUAUAAUGAGCACAAAGAUUUGCAUUCUUUAAAGAAUGGCAGCAAUGGCAGACGUGAGGCUAGCUUUGUUUCUGGUGAACAUUGUGUGUGUCCUGAUGAUUUGAGGAAUGAAGAAGGCAACUUCCAGGGAGAGGAUGAAAAGGAAUUCUUGGGGAAGAAAGAUCCUAAUUCGAAAUAUAUGACAGGUAGGCGAGGUAAUAGCUCAACUUCUGCAGUGCAAGAAGACAUGGAUGGUGUUCCCUCCUCGUUCUCUAAUCCACAAAGGGAUUUAGACUCAAAAAUACCAGUUGGAACGAGAUGUGUUAAACCAGAUUUUCAAGUGGGACCUUCUUUCCACAAUGAAAAAGCACUGAACCAUCCUUAUUUAGAUAGGAUCAAUUGCCCAGAACCACCAUCUGGACUGGGUAAGUCACAAUUGAAACUUUCUUGUGAUAAACUAGAUACUCAGCCUCGGGGUCGUCAUAUGGUCACUUCACCUCUUAAAGCGAGUAGAUCUGAUGAUGUAGCUGAUGCAGUAAAUUCUGAUACAUCAAAGGUGGUCAAACAACACAGAUUACAAGAUUGUCACAAUGGAUUGCACAAUAAUAAUCUAAGACAUGCCACUCCUUUUGUAUCUGAUUCAUCAAGUCCACUAAGAAAGGAAAAUUGUGCUGCUGUUUUGAAAGAAGCAAGAGAUCUGAAGCACUCGGCCAAUCGCUUAAAGAGUGAAGGACUAGAACUUGAGAGCACUGGCCUGUACUUUGAGGCAGCUUUAAAGUUUCUCCAUGUUGCUGCUCUCAUGGAACCUGUUAAUUUUGAUAGUGCUAAACAAGCAGAAGCUGCACAAAUGUACUUUGAAACAGCAAAACUGUGCGAGUUUGUGGCUCAUGAAUAUGAAAAGGUAAAAAUCAUGGCUGCUGUUUCUCUAGCAUACAAGUGUGUGGAAGUGGCCUAUCUGAAGACUACAUACUGUAAAAGUCCUAAUGCAACCAAAGAUCGGCAUGAAUUACAAUCAGCUUUUCAAAUCCUUCCUCCAGGUGAAUCACCAUCUUCUUCUUCGUCAGAUGUUGAUAAUUUAAACAAUCAGGCUAUAUUAGGUAAGAAUGCUUCAGCCAAGGGUGUUAGUUCUCCUCAAGUUGCUGGCAACCAUGUUAUAGCUGCACGCCAUCAUCAUCAAGUUGUGCGGUUGCUUCAUUAUACAAAUUAUCUAAAUUGUGCAUUCGAAGCAACUAGGAAAUCGGAAGCUGCUUUUGCAGCUGCUAGUGUAAGCCCAAGAAAGGACAGGACAGGCUGCUUAUCUUCUGUAAGAAAGGUUCUUGAUUUCAACUUUCACAACGUAGAAGAGUUGUUGCGAUUUGUACGACUUUCAUUGGAGUGCAUCGGUCGUUAGAAGUUCGAGACAAGGGAAGAACUCUUUGUGAAUGGGAACUUUAGAUUAUGUCUCUUCUUUUGCAGUCUCUGCUACGUGGACAUGCUGGGGUGAAAAAUAGUGAUCAGUGGGAUUUUGACUUUUCUGAUAGGACAUUAUGUUAUCCUGAUGGUUCAUUUCCUGGAAGAUAUGUACACAGUGGUCAGCAUGCAAAUUUUUGUAAAGUAUUUUUUGCAGUCUUUGUUGUUUUAGACACUGAUAAGGUCUUAGCCAUCAACCAACAGCAUUAGAGAUAUGAGAUCCAAAUUGGGUUUCUUACUAGUCUGCCCCAGCACAAGGUGACAACUAUGCAAGACACAAGGGCAUAUGUCUUUCUCCAGAAGAAUUUGCUUAUGUCUUUCUCCAGAUGAAUCUGGGCAGCAAUAGUUUCAUGGUUGAAUAAAUUGACAUGUUAUGGAUUUACCUUAUCUUCAAGGCCUUCUCUUCAGCCACUUCAAAGUAUCUGGAAGUUUGGAACUGGUACAUAUAUGAAAUGCUUUAUGUUGAGGCAGUUUGGUACAAAGUGCCAAAUAUCUCCUUUUUUAAUUCUACAAGGCCGAGCACAACUGACUACCUAUUCUGGCGACAUCUGUAAUAUUGUUGUUUAUACUAACAUAGCUGGGGGCAAGGAGUACUACAGUUUAGUUGAUGUUGCCAUCAGACUCCAAGCAAAGAGUUCAGAAGGUUGGACAUGGCUGUAUGAUUUGGCAACAGCACGGCAGCUCUACUAUUAUUCUUGAUGUUUUUUCAUUGAGAACUGUGCAUACGAGUGUUUGGAGUUUGACCUCUGACCAUCUGCCCCAUGUACAUUUAAACAAUAGUUCAAUGAAUUGAUUCAUUUUAUAAUAAAUUUUUGAUGUGGUUAACAAAUGAUAA